Molecule: messenger RNA, 5047 nt
Organism: Mycena citricolor
Lineage: Eukaryota; Fungi; Basidiomycota; Agaricomycetes; Agaricales; Mycenaceae
Source: the annotation of a GenBank genome assembly
ACACCAAGCUUCGUUUUACCCUCGACUCGCUCACCAGCCAUCCACAAGCUGCGUCGACCUCAUCAGGCCCUUCGCACGCGGCUCGAAUCUUUCUUGCCAUCCCCCAUCACUUCAACAACCCCUCGCAAGUGCUUUCGAUCCCGCCCCCAGAUUCGUGGCCUGUCUUGCGCCCUUCUUGCACACACACCAGCUUGUUAUUCCUAACGACGCGGGUGAGAAGCCCUUCGAGCGCGAGGAGGAGACUCGUGACAACGAGGAAGGACUUACAGGGGGCCUGAGGGGUCGAGGAAUCUGGUGCGUUUUUAGUGCUCUAGAUUACACCUGUGUGUAUCGUGCUCCGAGUCUAUACAAACAAUAUCAUCUACCCUUCUUGCGUCACUCAGGCCAAUGGCCCCCACCUUGAAAUCGUGCAACCAUUGUCACAAGGAGGGCUUGCAGGGUCGGAAAGGCCUGUUAAAACAUUAUGUCGUCUGCCCCGCAACCAGCCAACGACAAGCCCUUGCUAUGCAGACCUAUCAAGCAGGAAUAUCAGUCUCAGGGUCUUCCGACGGUCAGUCGCAGGAUGCAGCUGUUCCAGACUUCGAAAUGGGUGAACCCGAGCCCUUAGUGCCACAGCAUCCACAAGUUCCCGAGCUACCUACGCGUCGUACUCGAGCCGGACGCAUCGUUCGCCCCACGCUGAAAGUAAGGCAAGCAUACGCACCCCCUGCAUUACCACCACGGUUGCCUUCACCUCAACCGGCUACGGACGAAGACCCUCCGCUUGUUAGGCAGUGGAUCAAGACAAUGCCCAAUGCGGACGGCCGGUACAAGAUCUUCCCCAAUCGACCUACCCACGAUCCCGACGCAUCCAUCACUCUUGCGGAUAUUGACCACCGUGCUCGCACAAACGGUCGAUCUGUGCAGGGCCCAGCUGCUCUACCACCGUGGUUCCCCUUCCGUGACAAGCAUGUCGCCAAGUUCAUGGAAUGGCAUCACCUCGGAUCUGGAAACCACUCUAAUAUGUCGACAAAUACUCUCGCUGCAAUCAUAGGCAGUGCCGGCUUCGAUCCCACUUCUUUCAUCAACUUCGAUGUCUCCCGAGAGAACAGGCGCCUCGAUGGGAUGGUCAAGCUUAUGCUUGGGGAAUCUGAGGUGGAUACAGCUGCAUGGCGCUCAGCCGCAGUCAAGAUUUCCCUGCCAGCAACGAAGAUACGCCGACCUGAAAAGGAUGCUCCGGUUUUCGAGGUUCAAAAUGUCAAGUAUCGUUCGUUUAUUGAUGUCACCAAAGAAUUCUUCCAAGGACCGGACUUCGUUGAUGCGCAUCUUACGCCAUACAUACAUUGCCAAGAUCCUAAUGUCGAUCCCUCGCCCCUGCAACCAAACUUCGAUCCACUCGAUGUACCACUCGAUGUAGCCGGUUUCCCGAGUAUCCCACAAGGGCAUUUUGCGGUGUAUCAAGAGGUCUACGAGUCGCGGAAGAUGCUUUCUGAGCACAUCGCAGUGAGGAGGGAUCCGACACAGCCCAAUAUCGAAACUGUAAUCGCAGCACUCAUGCUGUAUUCCGACGCAACCCACCUCGCGAAUUUUGGAUCAGCUUCUCUCUGGCCGGCGUAUCUACAGUUUGGCAACCUAUCCAAGUACAAACGCGCAAGUCCGAGUCUAGGAACGAUGCACCAUUUGAUCUACUUCCCAACGAACGCUUUUUCCGUUCUUGCGGAACAUUCGUUUAGCGUGUUUCAAAUUCUUGCGCCUGAUCUUAUGCACGAAGUGGAGCUCGGUACCUGGAAAGCUCUGUUCACUCAUUUACUGCGAAUCUUGGAGGCUCUUGAUUCUACGCAGGUGGCUGAAUUAGACGCUAGAUUUCGUCAAAUCUCAAGCUUCGGUUGUGGAACCAUCCGCAAAUUCCACAAUAAUGUCUCAGAAAUGAAAAAGCUCGCUGCACGCGACUUCGAAGAUAUUCUCCAGUGCAUCCUGUCUGUACUAGAGGGCCUAUUUACAGACCCGGAUGCUGCUCCUGGCAGUCCAAAUCACGAGAAAAUAGUUCUUGAUCUUGUAUACAUCUUCCAAAUGUGGCACGCUCUCGCCAAAUCACGAUUCCAUCACGAACUCUCGAACAGUUUCUUUCACGAAGUCACCCGAGAGCUUGGCAAGGCUUCCCGUUACUUUCGAGACAUCACUUGUGAAGCUUAUAGGACACGAACCUUUGAGCUCGCUGCUGAGCAUGCGAUGGGUGACUAUCCUGAAUGGAUAAAGACGAUGGGAACUAGUGAUUCUUAUUCAACACAAACAGGAGAGCUUCAUCACAAGAAGGCAAAAGGAAUGUACGGGAAGACCAACAAACGCGAUUUUGAGAGGCAGCUUGCCGGCAAAGACCAUCAGCACCGAGCACUGCAACUCGUGAUCAAGAACAUCCGACUGGCCGAGGCCCAAAUUGUGGCAGCGCCAAUGAACACGGCAGAAAUCGAGUCGGAGGAUGAUGAUGAUUCGAAUAUGGAUCGGUACACAAUGGCACGUCAAGGACGAUCGCUUGACCUGAGAGCAUGGUCACAAGAUCAUCGUGGUGAUCCAGCAACUGCGAAUUUUAUCCGUCUCCUGAGAGUCCAUUUGCUCGCUCGUUUGUACGGCUACGACUAUAACGGUGACGAGCACCAGUUCCGGGACGAUGAACUUGCAUCUGUCCUUUUCAAGGGGGAGAAGAUGUACGAACAUGAACGCCUUCGAGUGAACUUCAAAACAUAUGAUAAUCAGGUCGAUGAGGACAUUAUCAGUACCAGACAUCAUCCCGAUUUCAUGGUGUACUCCCAGGAAGAUGACGAAGAUGAUGACCACCCUUUCUGGUAUGGUCGUGCUUUGGGCAUCUACCACAUUCUCGUCUAUCACACUGGGUCAGAAUCGAAGUUGAGUGGCCCUAAACGCAUGGACUUCCUCCAUGUUCGCUGGUUUGGACGAGAAGGAGAUCAUCUCAGCGGCUGGAAGCAUCGUCGCCUCCCCAAGAUUGGAUUUCUCGAGCCAAAUGAUGGCGCCGGCCCAUCAGCGUUUGGCUUCAUUGAUCCUGCUGUCAUCCUUCGCGCUGUCCAUCUCAUCCCCGCAUUUUCUCUGGGAAAAACCGAUCGGUACCUCACAAAAUCAAUUGCACACAUUUUCGAAGGAGAUGAAAACAAAGAUUGGGUUUGCUAUUAUGUGAAUAUUUUCGUGGACCGGGACAUGGCAUGGCGCUUUCUCCCAUUUGGUCAUGGUCGCCUAAAGCGGUCAUCCCAGCUACCAUCAAUCGAGCCAACUGAAGAUUACAAUCACGCUCCAGACAAUGACGCUCCGGAAACCGUUCCUGAGUCUUACACAUUGGAUGAUCUACCAGACUCCGGUUCUGAUGACGACAUGCAAGGCAGAGAUGAUGGAUCAGAGAAUGAUGAUAUCGGGUCGGAAGGUUCAGACUCACAGGAUGAAGUAGAGAGUGAUUUGGAAGAUCUUGACACACCUGUAUAUGUCAUCAGACUGCUGACGACUGCUGACGUGCAGCCUUCACAUUCCUUCGUCUUUCUUCCUCCUCUCAUGGCCCAGGCACUCAUCUUUGGCGACCUCUUUGCAGAGCUUGAUACAGUUGUUGGUUCUGCUCCCUCUGGAAAGCGCGGAAAAUCCAAGAGGUUCUCAAUCGCCAUGCAGUCCGGAAGGACCCAGCUGGCGCUACUGGCCAAACUUUCUCUACGGACCUUCGACUUCACAAAAGACAUUGGUCAGGUCCUCUCUGUCGGCGCAGAGGACCAGUGGGGAAUGGCUUUCCAUGGUGGUGCACCCGACUGGACGCAGGCCGGAUCUGCUUUGGGAACAGAGACAGCCGAAGCGCAGUCCAAGAGCCUGCGUGAAGCGGACACCCAUCACUUGAAGCCGAAACUGUGGAUCCUCUUCGACGACCCGAACCAUAUCUUCGACCCGCCGCUGGAUCUCAAGCUGAAAUCUGCACGUGGUGUGCACCACAGUAUGCUUCUACCGCUGUUCAUAGGCGCUGAGAUGAGUUUGCGGGCCUCCGGAGCUUGGGUGCCACCUGAGGACCCGUUCGAUUCACCAUUGUACGCAGCUCUGCCUCCCGAUGAGCGUCGAUACAGAAUCGGGUUGGACUUGCUUACAAACGAAGAAGUCGUUUACCAACUCAUCAACGGCGAGAUCGAUGUCGACGAGACUAUGCUUCCAUUGCAUCUCUACAAGGACUACAAGUACGACCGUGAGGAUGUCUGGGAUGGACUGUGCCGGUCCACUGCACUGCUUCGCGUGAUCCGAUCUCUGCUUCUUGGUGACGAGCACACAGAUCGUGUUCCUAGCAAGACACCACAAAAUUGCUCGGCCGCAACUCUUGGUAUCAAGCAUGUCACUCCGGGAUUGGUUGUGUAUGCAUGUGUGCAGCUUCGGGUCAUGAUGUCGUGCUCUGCCUGGGACAAUAAUCUCGAAGACGGAUGCUUCGACUACGAUGCCUACGCUUCAAUGCUUCGUGGCGCGUUCUAUCUUCCAACAAGUGAAGGCUACACCACCAAUGAAGCAGAGUUGUCGCAGUGGGGAUCAGACACGCUGGCAUUCAUACAAUCACAUGUCUUUGGCGGAGCUCUCCCCACACGGCACUCUGAUGCCAACCGGCGGCAUCAACAUUGCAAGUUCAAUGCGCUUGCGGUCAUGCGCGCACGGGCCCACCCUCACUAGACCAUCUCCUCGCUCACUCAAUACUGAUUCGAUCCCUUCUCUGAUACUUAUACCCUGCAAGCUCGUCUCACUGUCUCCCUCGAUCUAUCGAUCUGCUGCUCUACUGUGUCCUCUGUGCUUCCGGUCUAAUCGCUUCAAGUCCUGGCCUUCAAGUUGCUGUCUCUCCCGAUGUAUCAUCUAACCUCAAAUUCCGGCUGAUGUUGUGUUCUUGUCGUCUCGAGUACUGUGCUCAAUAGUAUAUUGUACUGAUUAUUAAUGUAUCGAUUCCGAAUUGUGAGGCGCAUACCGUGAUCAGCUUAUGGUAAACUGAAAGUAACUGGAUCAUUGAAAACGCUUACAAUCUGGUCUUGGCAUAAGCUGCGUCGACGGCGUAUUCAAG